AUUCUUAAUACUCGUGGGUUGUAAUUGGGUGAAACGCGACAUAAAUGAAAUUCACUUUUUUUUUUCUUUCUCUCAUCUAUCUCUAAUAUUCAACAUUAUACUUUUUUUUUCACAUUGUCUUAGUUUGUUGGUGUAUAAAUAAGUAGAUGUUAUCUUUUUUCACAAAAAAUUUACAUGAUUAUUUAAUUAUAAUAUAUUUAAGUUACGCAAAUUCUUGCGUACACUCGGUAAGUAUACAUAAAGUGUUGGGUUAUGGAUUUGGAUAUCAACACAUUUUCAUUUAAAGUGGACUCAAUAUAUCGUGAAAUUUUCAGCAAUUUAAAGUUAUUUCAUUUCUUUACUCUGUAUUUUCAUUUCAUAACAUUAACCUCCUAGCGCUAAGCCCAGGGGCGGUUCUGGGCCCUGCGCAGGGUGAUCGACCGCACAGGGCCCCGAUAAAAUAGGGGCCCCAAAUAUAUAAAUCCAUACAAGUAUUAGAUAUAAAAUUUCCGACCCUUUCAAUUAUAAAUAUUUGUAGUAUAUCUUAGUGGCAGAGAGCAUUUCGAAAUUUUGCUUCGUCCCGGGUUCAAAUUUUAACAAGCUUCUCCUAUUAACAAAAUUUAGCACGCUUCAAAAAAAAAUUAGUCUUUUUUAAAAUUUCUUACUUUCAUCUUCUCUUUUCUAAGUUUUUUCCAAUGAUUUUUAAAAUUUAGAGUAAGUAGUUUCUUUAAAAAAAUUAAUUAUAUUUUGGUAUUAUUUAUUUUUUGGUUUCAUUAAUUAUUAUUAAAAGAGGAAAGGUCCUCAAGGCGUUAUGGAUUGGAACUGUUUGGCCCUUGUGAAAAAAGAGGAAUGAAAGUAGAUUUGAUGGAGAAGUCUGGGAUGUUGGACGCUUGGUGCUUGAGGUGAAAGGGGUGGAUGUUGAGGAUGUCAAGACUGAUGAACUCAUUCUCGAUCAAGGGUUUGUAGUUCCUCACACCAAUUCAUAUGGCCAUUCUUUCAGGGAUUAUGAUGCGGAGAAUCAAAGAAGAGAGAGAGUUGAGGAACUGUAUCGGCUCAGCCACAUGAACCAAACAUAUGAGUUUGCAAAGCGCAGGAGAGAGGAGUAUGGGUGGUUGGAUCGUGUGGAGAUGAGCAUCUGGGAAUGCUGUGAGCUCCUGAAUGAAGUGGUGGAUGAGAGCGAUCCUGAUUUGGAUGAGCCUCAGAUUCAGCAUUUGCUCCAAUCUGCAGAGGCCAUUAGGAGAGAUUACCCUAAUCAAGACUGGCUGCAUCUCACUGCUCUCAUUCAUGAUCUUGGGAAGGUUCUUCUUCUACCUAGCUUUGGAGCUCUCCCGCAAUGGGCUGUUGUUGGCGACACGUUCCCUCUUGGCUGUGCCUUUGAUCCAUCAAUCGUUCACUAUGAGCAUUUUGAGAGCAGCCCUGAUUACAAGAAUCCAGCUUAUAACACCAAGCUUGGAGUUUAUAGAGAAGGCUGUGGACUGGACAAUGUUGUGAUGUCGUGGGGGCACGACGACUACAUGUACCUCGUGGCUAAGGAAAACAAGACUACUCUGCCAUCACAUGCACUCUUCAUCAUCCGAUAUCACUCAUUCUAUGCACUGCACAAGUCAGGAGCAUACAAGUAUCUGAUGAAUGAAGAAGAUGCUGAGAAUCUCAAAUGGCUUCAAAUAUUCAACAAAUAUGAUCUCUACAGCAAAAGCAAGUCUGUGGUUGAUGUGGACAAGGUGAAGCCAUACUACAUCUCCCUUAUUGAGAAGUACUUCCCAGCAAAGCUCAAAUGGUGAAGAACAGAAAUCAAAGUUAUGUCUGUUUGUCUGAUGUUUCUUUUCAUUUUCUUGUAAUGAAGUAUUACUAUGUGCAUCUGCAGUGAUACUCCAUUUUCUUCAAUAAAGUUUUUCUUCUUCAUAAAA
Messenger RNA from Salvia miltiorrhiza (redroot sage), 1886 nucleotides. Its product is annotated as inositol oxygenase 2-like. The coding region runs from base 1041 to 1760 and encodes 239 amino acids. NCBI's taxonomy places the organism in Eukaryota, Viridiplantae, Streptophyta, Magnoliopsida, Lamiales, Lamiaceae. Gene Ontology annotation, molecular function: inositol oxygenase activity; iron ion binding. The record is from RefSeq and is a predicted model, not a curated record. The transcript has 11 exons. Gene Ontology annotation, cellular component: cytoplasm. Gene Ontology annotation, biological process: inositol catabolic process.